AUCAUUUCACACGUCGUCGUCGUCAUAGUUGAUUUGAACUUAGAUUUUGUCCACAGAAAAAAAAUAUUAAGGCCAAAAAAUUUGACCUGAAAUAACACUUACUCACAUACACCAAACAAGCCAAAACACAAAAAAACCACAACAGGAUGCAAUAAUCGCGAUUGAAAACAAUAUUUUUUGUUUUUUUCGUACACCAGGUAUCCAGGAUGUUUGUCACAAUCACCUAGGAUUCCUUAAAUUUUUUGGACUUUUUGCUUUUGAGAUUUUCGUUUUUUUCGUUUAUUUUACACCAUUUUUUCCAUAAUCAAAAAUAUUGAUCAAUAUCACUCAAGUAGAGAGAUCCAUCAACCAAAGAAAAAAGAACGUUCGAAGUUUGUCACAAAAAAUGUCUUCUUCGUUAUUAUUAUUCCUUUGGAUUUCAACAUUAUUGACAGCUUUCAAUGCGCAAGAAUAUUAUCCUUAUGAUAAUCAAAAUAUAAUUAUUCCAAUACGACAAUGUUAUCUGGAUUAUGAUUGUCCAUAUCCAAAUUCCGAAUGUGGAUGGCUGGAUCGUCAACAUGUUUGCAAAUGUUUACGUGGUUAUCGAUGGAAUGGACAACAAUGUCAAUUUGGAAAUCAUCAAGAUAAUCAUCAUAAUGAUGGUUGUUGGAAUGAUUGGACAUUUUCCAAUUGUACACCAUUAAUGACUAUUGCAAUCAUAUCAUUAUUUAUUAUUGUUAUUGUUGCAUUUUUUACAAUUGUUACCUGUAUUAUUGUUAGUUGUACAAAAAGAUAACCUGAAAAAAAAACAAAAUAAAUGAAUUAAUAACCGGAUUACGUCUUAUACGAAUAGCACACAGUGUCACGUGAUUAA
Dermatophagoides pteronyssinus (European house dust mite) is the source of this 853-nucleotide messenger RNA. RefSeq lists its product as uncharacterized. NCBI's taxonomy places the organism in Eukaryota, Metazoa, Arthropoda, Arachnida, Sarcoptiformes, Pyroglyphidae. The record is from RefSeq and is a predicted model, not a curated record.